AUGUCGAGUCGGGGGUUGGCCCUGUCGCGAAUGGCGGCGGCGGUGGCGGUGUGGAUGGGGCUUGCGGGCGUGCUGGCGGGGCUGGUGGCGUGGAGGGUGCAGAAGGGCUUCGACGACAAUCGCAAGGCGGAGCUCGACACCUGGUGCGCCGGUCGCGCGCGCUCGCUGCAGCAGCAGUUCAUGCUCACCGCCGACCACGUGCAGGUACACGCCCCACCACGUGCAGGUAGACGCCCCACCACGUGCAGCGCCCCCCAUGCGCCCCCCAUGCGUCCCCCAUGCGCCCCCCAUGCGUCCCCCAUGCGCCCCCCAUGCGUCCCCCAUGCGCCCCCCAUGCGUCCCCCAUGCGUCCCCCAUGCGUCCCCCAUGCGCCCCCCAUGCACCUCCCAUGCACCCCCCAUGCACCCCCAUGCACCCCCCAUGCACCCCCCAUGCACUCCCCAUGCACUCCCCAUGCACUCCCCAUGCACUCCCCAUGCACUCCCCAUGCACUCCCCAUGCACCCCCCAUGCGUCCCCAUGCACUCCCCCAUGCGAACCCCGAUGCGCCCAUCAGGUGCUGGCGGGGCUGGCGACAGUGUUUGGCGGCGUGCGGCAGAACCCCUGGGCGGUGGGCAGCUGUCUCACGCAGCGCCGCUUCGUGCGCUUUGUGGAGCGCAUGGUGGCGGCGCAGCCCUGGGUGCACGCCGUGGCUUACAUGACGCUCAUCAACGGCUCACACAGGGCGUUGUUUGAGCGGGCGGCGCAGUGCAAGCUGUUGGACAUUCUCGGCAAGCCGGCCCUGGAGGCGGAUUGGUACAUGAACUCGCGCGUGUGGUUCCAGGAGAACCCCUUGCUGCCGCUGCUGGAGGUGGGCUCUGUGUGCAUCAACGUGCGCACACACCCCUCGUACGGCCCGCAGCUCGCGCGCAUGCACGACCUGGCAGUGAACCUGCUCAGCAUGCCCUACGUGCUUGACAAUGGGGAGGCUGGCAUGGGGGCGUUGCGUCAAUGGGUGGGAGGGGCGUGUGUGAGUGGUAUGGGUGAGUCGAAGUGCUGUUGCUCCUUCUUCCUCCCCCAGUCGCUACCUUCUCUCCCUGUCAUUCCCCAUUCUUCCAUAGCCACCCUCUUCAUCUCUCACUCACUCAUCCUCUACAUCUGUACCGUACCCCUCCCCCGUCCCCUCCCCCGUCCCCUCCCCCGUCCCCUCCCCCGUCCCCUCCCCCGUCCCCUCCUCCGUCCCCUCCCCCGUCCCCUCCUCCGUCCCCUCCCCCGUCCCCUCCCCCGUCCCCUCCGCCCCAUUGUGCGGCCAGGCAUGGGAUUCCCAAUCUUCAGGGACGGCGUGACAACGUCGUCGCCGCUGGAGGAGAGGCGGGCGGCGUUGAUCGGCCUCAUUGCGGCGUCCAUCGAUUUCAAGAGCCUCGCCGCCUUCAUCAUUAACGAAGUGCUUCGCCAAGAUGUUCAGUACUCCCUCGAGGUCUAUGAUGUCACCUCCAGUGACCGCCUCGCUUUUUCCUCACCCUCCUCCUCCUCCUCCUCCUCCUCCUCCUCCUCCUCCUCCUCCUCCUCCUCCUCCUCCUCCUCCUCCUCCUCCUCCUCCUCCUCCUCCUCCUCCUCCUCUUCCUACACCCCGCGCCUGCUGUACGGGGUGGGCGACUUGCCUCAAGGCGACCCCUUGCAAGUGGCCAAGCUCAUUCCACCGUGCAACGAAACGAUGCUGCAGCCACACCGCUACAAGGCCGUGCAGCAAAUCAACCUCACCGACUCAUCACACACCUACCAGCUCUGGUGCCGCUUUGGCGAUGCUGACACGGUCCACAGCUGGACGGCCGUGCUGCUGGCGGUGCUGAUCGUGGUGGUGGCGGCGCUGCUGGCGGCUAUCGGGGUGAGCGUGGCGUGCAACACGCGUGGUGUGCGGGAGAAGGUGGCGGCGCUGGCGAUGCUCAAGGAGAGAACGCAGGCGGCGGAGCGCAACAAGAGUGCCUUCAUCGCCAACACGGCGCAUGAGCUGCGCACCCCCAUCAUCGGCCUCAAGGGCAUGUUGGAGGAGCUGGCGGAGGGGGAGGUGGACUUAGGGCAGAGGGAGGACGUGGGGACGGCGGUGGGCGAGGUGGAACGCAUCGUGGCGCUCAUCAACGUCGUGCUCGACGUCUCCAAAGCCGAGGCCGGCCGCCUCACCAUGGAGACCCUGCCCUUCGAUGUGCGCUCCUGGCUCAGGGACGCGCUGCACUCCCACGCCUGCGCCGCCCACGCUCGCAACCUCAACUUUGUGUGCCGUGUGGAUACGAGUGUGCCCGAGGUGCUGGAGGGGGACUACAUGCGCCUGCAGCAAGUGGUGGACAGCAUUGUGGACAAUGCCAUCAAGUUCACGACCAGCGGAAGCGUGUGUGUGCGGCUGCAGUGCCUUCCCCCCGACACCCACAUCCCCACCCACCUGCUCUCCCUCGGCUGCCUCCUCGCUCAACCCACCCCCGCCUGCUCCUCGCUUUCGGCUGCUGCUGCCAAUAAUGGUGAAGCCACUUCUACUGCUGCCACCACUGCUGCUGUUGCCACUGCUGUCCCCACAGCUGCUGCUGCUGCUGCGCCUGGCGGUGAGCAGGAGCGAGCAGAGAGGGCGUGGAGAGAGCAGGUGGUGCAGCAUGGGUUGGUGCAGCAGGGAGCGGAGCAGCAGGGGGUGGUGGGGGGCGUGGUGGGCGACUGGGCCCUACAGCUGGCGUCGCUCUGCACACGCUUCCUCCCGCGCCCCUCACACCCGCCAGUGGGGGCCAUGGGGCAGGGCGAGGGCCACGAGAGGUGCGAGGAGGAGCCGGAGGGGGGGUGGGAAAGGGAGGGGCAAAGGAAGGAAGGGUGGAGUAAUGCAGAGAAUGGGCGCAGGGAAGGUGUGGGGGAUGAGGAAUGGCGGAGAGGUGAAUGGGGGGGUGCAGCAGUGCAGACAGUGCGUGGUGCGGCAGCAGGUGCAUGUGUGCAGCAAGGGCGGGAGGAGGGUGGCGAGAGGGGGAAUGCAGGAAAAAGUGGCGUUUCUUGGAGAAGAGGAGAGGGGGCUUCGCUGAGACAUGGCGAAGAGGAGGACGGGGGUGGUCUUGGUGGUCUUAGAGCCGGGCGAGGUGCUGCUGUGCGUGAGGGGGGUGGCGCUGGCACAUUUGAGGUAGGCAGGGUGGCAAGAGCAGCAGCAUUAGGAGCGGGUGGUGGUGUGGGCUGGUGGAGCGAACCAGUGGGGAGGUGGUGGCGCGGGCGGGGCAGAGAGGAGUGCACAGAGGAGGAGGGGGGGGGUGGCAGGCGGUGUGUGGCGCUGCUGACAUGUGAGGACACGGGGUGUGGCAUCGCAGAGGAGGAGCAGCGCGACGUGUUUCAGGCGUUCAUGCAGGUGUCCCUCUUAGGCGGCAGCAUGGGUCUGAUCAGCUCAGAGGGCCUUGGCACCACUCUGCACAUCGCUCUGCCCUUUUAUGUUCCCGCUCCUCCUGCUGCUGCUGCUGCUCAUUCCCCGGCUGCCAGUUCUGCUCCCAGCGUGGGUUAUGGUGCUGGCUGGAAUGCCGUUCCCAUUCCCAGCCCCAUUACCAGAGUGGGCAACAGAAGCUUGAGUGCGAGCGAGAGAGAGCAGGGCUGGGGAGAGGCGGAGGGCACAAGCGUGGUGGAGAGGGCGGGUGAGAAGGUGGUGAGCGCCAAGGAGGCCCUCAAGGAGCUGCUUCAGGGCAUGGCCAUCCUGGUGGUGGACGACAACGUGAUCAACCGUUCUCAGCCCCUCUGCACCCCUCCCUGUACCCCCUCUCUCCACCAGGUGGUGGACGACAACCUGGUGAACCGGCGGGUGGCAGCGAGCACGCUGGCGCGGUACGGGGCGGAGGUGGCGCUGGCAGAGUCGGGCGAGGCGGCGCUGCGCCUGCUGCAGGCAACCCACUCCUUCCGCCUCGUGCUCAUGGACCUCCUCAUGCCCGGCCUCGAUGGCUUCCAGACCACCGCCCGCCUGCGCGCCUUUGAGGCCAAAGCCCACACCGCCCAAGCGGGGUUGCAAGUGGGACAGGGAGAUUGGCAACAACAGCAGCGCGUUCAUGUGGUGGCCAUGUCAGCAGAUGUGGACUGUGCCGUUGUCGCCCGUGCCACUGAGGCUGGCAUGGAUGGCGCUGUGCAGAAGCCACUCAGUGAGAGAGUUCUACUGCAGGUGCUCUCAACACUUGACGGUUUGUAA
Molecule: messenger RNA, 4161 nt
Organism: Closterium sp. NIES-65
Lineage: Eukaryota; Viridiplantae; Streptophyta; Zygnematophyceae; Desmidiales; Closteriaceae
Source: the annotation of a GenBank genome assembly